CUGUUAGUGGUUAAAGUAGCCUGGUUCUAAAGUAGGUUGAUAACAUAAGUAAUAUAAAAAUAAUUGUGCUGCUCUUUCGGGAUCAUGGCCGUCUAUUUCUGGGGAAAAAAAAAGAUUGAUACGUUGUCUCUCAUUUCUCCUCCAGAUGCUCCAAAGCUUCCCUCUGUGUCAGUGAGUCCCUCUGCUGAGAUAGUGGAGGGCAGUUCAGUGACUCUGACCUGUAGCAGUGAUGCUAACCCAGCAGCUAAAUACACCUGGUACAAGGAGAACCACACAAUAUUUCAGGGACCAGAGGGAAAUUACUAUUUCAAGUCCAUCCGCUCUGAGGACAGAGGAAUCUACUACUGCACGUCUAAGAAUCAGCAUGGACAGAACAGGUCAUCUCUAUCAGUAGAUGUUCAGUAUGCUCCAAAGCUUCCCUCUGUGUCAGUGAGUCCCUCUGCUGAGAUAGUGGAGGGCAGUUCAGUGACUCUGACCUGUAGCAGUGAUGCUAACCCAGCAGCUAACUAUACCUGGUACAAGGAGAAUGAAGACUCACCAAAAGCAUCAGGACAGAUCUUCACCAUCUCUAACGUCAGAGCUGAACACAGUGGGAAUUAUUACUGUGAAGCCCAGAACACAAGAGGACGUCAUAACUCCACCUUACAAAUGACUGUUGUGGCAGGAAGAAGAAAACUCUGAGCUCCACCAAUGAACCAAAUGAACCCAAAGAGACUCUGGAGUUGGUCCGAAUCAAGUCUGCAGCAGAGACAGAAGACACAAAGGAGGAGGAAGAACUGGUGUGAAGGUCAGCCAGGUUUGAUGCUGCUGCAGGGCCUCAAAAGAAGAACUCUAAUUAAUCUCCACUGAUGAGUUUUCAGAUUUCAGUAGCAGAUGAUGAGAUGAGAUACUGAGAUACGUACUUAUUGAGCUCCAGAGGGGAAACUCAGGUCCUGCAGCGGCAUAAAGACAGAAAUGAGUGCAGAUAAUAAGGAAAGUUAAAAAUAGAAUAAAAUAAAUGCUAUACACAACUAGUAGAACAAUAGAAGUAAAAAUAAAAACUAAACAAAUAAUUAAAGACAAUGUUACAAGGUAAAGUGACACUGGUUUGGUUAAUAGCAGCAACUGAGCUUUCGCUAAGCCCCGCCCCUUUG
Molecule: messenger RNA, 1133 nt
Organism: Epinephelus lanceolatus (giant grouper)
Lineage: Eukaryota; Metazoa; Chordata; Actinopteri; Perciformes; Serranidae
Source: RefSeq, a predicted model, not a curated record